This is a messenger RNA of Epinephelus moara (kelp grouper), 2598 nucleotides long. RefSeq names its product DEF6 guanine nucleotide exchange factor c (gene def6c). Gene Ontology annotation, cellular component: nucleus; cytoplasm. The record is from RefSeq and is a predicted model, not a curated record. The coding region runs from base 420 to 2333 and encodes 637 amino acids. Lineage: Eukaryota; Metazoa; Chordata; Actinopteri; Perciformes; Serranidae. The transcript is spliced from 12 exons.
AAUCCACCCUGUAGUGUGGAUACAUGUCCUCGGGAAUUUAGCCUGGAUAUGUAUAAAUUGACCCUUUAAGUUUGUCUAUUUUAUUCAGAGACAUGUUGUUCAGAGUGGAUGGUAAGAUAAUUAACCAAAAUAUAUUUAUAAGAAUGUAAACUUGUAUAAGUGUUUGGAUUUCUUUUUAAAAUCGUUUUACAUAAUUUAUUAUGGGGGACAGUGUAGGCAUUUACCUCUACUCUCCGCCUCUUUAAGUCUGCCCUACAUCUGACUCCUUUUGGUCCCUUGCCGUUUGCACAGCAGCCUGUACUCUGCCCCACAUUUUAUUUGGCAAUUCCCACCGCCGCUCGCUCGCACCGUCGCUGCGUAAAAGCCGCCGCGCUGAGCUUGGAAAUGUAGUUGUUAUUACGCACAGCGAGGUCUCCAAAAUGGACUUAAGAUCCGAGCUCCUCAAGUCCAUCUGGUACGCUUUCACGUCGCUGGACGUCGAGAAGUGUGGGAAAGUGUCCAAGUCGCAGUUAAAGGUGCUUUCCCACAACCUGUACACAGUGCUGAACAUCCCACACGACCCGGUGGCACUGGAGGAGCACUUCCAGGAUGAUGAUGAUGGGCCAGUGUCUAACCAUGGCUACAUGCCCUACCUCAACAAAUAUAUACUGGAUAAGGUCAAAGACGGGAUGUUUGACAAGGAAAAGUUUGACGACCUGUGCUGGAUGAUGACCAUGAAGAAGAACUUCAAGGGGCUACCACAGGGGGCGCCGCUAUCGGAAAGAGACUGUUUCAAGCUCUUCUGUUUGUUCAACCUCCUGUCUGAGGACCGCUACCCGCUGGUGAUGAUACCAGAGGAGGUGGAGUAUCUCCUCAAGAAAAUCUCCACAGCGAUGAGCCAGGAGUGGGAUGGGAAGCCGUUGGAGGACUUAAUAUCCCAGGAUGCCACAGUGCGGGAAGAGGACAUGUCUGUGUGGACCUUCCUGGAGCACAUGGGGGCAGGUCGGCUGCUGAGGGUCACCAGCGCUGAGGCCUUCAGUCUGGCUUUGGAUGAGGUCUUUCUGGAGAUGUAUCACAACGUCCUCAAGAGGGGUUACAUGUGGAAAAAGGGACAUGUACGCAGGAACUGGACUGAGCGUUGGUUUGUGCUGAAGCCCGCCUCCAUGGCUUAUUAUGUCAGCGAGGACUUAAAAGACAAGAGAGGGGAGAUCCAUCUGGAUAAGGGCUGUGUCGUAGAGCCUAUCGCAGACAGGGAGGGGAAGCGCUGUCUGUUCUGUGUGAAGACUCACAAUAAAACCUUUGAGAUGAGUGCGUCUGACCAGAGACAGAAGGUGGAGUGGAUUCAAGCUAUUCAGACAGCCCUCCGUCUCCAGGGCGAGGGCAAGUCCUCCCUUCAUCAAGAACUCAAACUGAGGAGGCGAAUGCAGCGGGAACACAGCCACCGGGAGCGCAGCAGGAGCAGCCGCAGCAGCCGGAGCAGCUGCAGCAGCCAAUCGGACGACUCCAGUUUCCAGGAGAUUGAGAAGAUGGAGAAAGAGAAGGACAGACAGGAUUUAGAGAUAGAAAGUAUUAUACAGCACGCACGCCAGUUAGAGACCAAACGAAGGGAGGCAGAGGAGAAAGAGAGGAGGAGACAGAGGGAGGUGCAGAUGGAGUUGGAGAGACAGCUGAAGGAGGCCGAGACGUUGAGAGACAGCAUGCAGGCAGAGAUGCAGGAGAAGGAAAAGGAGGCCGAGCAGCAGAAGAAGAGGAUCCAGGAGUUGGAGCUGACGCAGCGGAAACUGGAGGCUGCUCUCAACAUGGAGAUCCAGGCGCGACUGGAGGAGGAGAGAGCCAGACAGGAGCUGGAGAGGUUGUUGGAGGCAGAAGAAGCAAAGAAGAAGCAGUUCCAGCUCCUCCAGGAGCAGCAGAGGGCCUUGCAGUGCCUCAGCCCCAUACUGGAGGCCUCAGACGGCAGCCCAGACGAGGAAACUCCCUCCGCUCUUCACUCUGCCUCUCAGGAGCUCCAGGACCUGCAGGCUUCUCGCCAGAGGAGCCACCAGCGCCUGGAGGAGGUACAGGAGAAGCUGAGAUACGCCAGUCAACACGUACGACACUGGAACGUCCAGCUGAACCGACUGAUGAAACCCAUCGGUCCUGGAGAACGUAUGGAACAUCGCCUGUCAUCAAAUCGCAACUGUCCCAAAAAGGAAGGAGCGUUGGCCAGUAACGAGUUCAUCUCUAAAUACAAGAUAAGAUCUGAACAGAACAGCCAGAUUCCUGAAGACGGCAAGACACUGGAGGAGCAGCUGGAAGCCGCCAACCUGUCGGAUGGAUCAGACGAAUCGCAGGGAAAACCCAACGGACAAAUGUGAUCAGUGAAUGAUAAAAAUUCUGUUUGUUUAAGACCAAGACUUGAGAGCACAAGGAAAGAAAAUAUUUACAUUACACAAAAGAAUCUGUGCAGAAAAGUGUCGUAUUAUAUUUAUAUUUUGAAAUGCACACUAAGAUGGAGAGCGAGGAUGACAAACACAAUGUGAUGCAGGAUUUAAUGAAAACACAUUUGACUAAGAUCAAGUGAGAUUUACAGUUUUGUACAAUAAAGUUUAUUGGUGAAUAAUAAAACAUCAAUUUCUGGUA